CUGGUAAAGAAAGGGAAAGGGUCUCGCAAUUCAGGAGAUCGAGAUCCAAAUAAAGAUCGAAAUGGCGCCACUGGGAUUGCCUCCAGGUUUUAGGUUUCAUCCCACCGAGGAAGAGCUUGUGAAUUACUAUCUCAAGAGAAAAAUUCAUGGACAAGAGAUUGAACUCGACAUCAUUCCCGAGGUUGAUCUCUACAAAUGUGAGCCUUGGGAGUUAGCAGAGAAAUCGUUUUUGCCUAGUAGAGAUCCAGAGUGGUACUUCUUUGGACCACGGGAUCGAAAGUAUCCGAAUGGGUUCAGAACGAAUAGAGCAACUCGAGCUGGGUACUGGAAAUCGACCGGGAAGGAUCGGAAGGUAACGUCCCAGAAUCGACCCAUUGGUAUGAAGAAGACACUGGUUUAUUACAGAGGAAGAGCUCCUCAGGGUAUUAGGACGGAUUGGGUAAUGCAUGAAUAUCGUCUCCAUGACAAUGAAUGCGAUCAUGACACUGCUGGAAUUCAGGUAGAUUUGUAUGCAUUGUGUCGUGUGUUCAAGAAAAAUGGAGUCUGCACUGAAAUAGAAGAACAAGGGCAAUGUAGCUCGGCGUUAAUCAAUAAUAAUCCUCAUAGCAUCAUGAUGAGUACCGAUUACGAGACCAUGUCGCCGGAUGUUCCUUUGGCAUCGUCCUCGUGCAUCGACGAAGAAGAUAAAGAUGAUUCAUGGAUGCAGUUCAUCACAGAGGAGGCAUGGUGUUCUUCCAACGUUUCCAUGGGUAACGAAGAGGUCUCGCAAGGGACGUUCACAAAUUAAACAGAAAUUAGAGGAUGGAUGGUCAUUAACAGAAAUUUUUCAUACAAAUAAGACAAAAUGUUUCAAAGAAUUACAAAUUUUUUGCUUUCUAUACCAUAUAUAGAUCAUGCAUCUCUAAUUGUACUUAGUUUGCUUAAUUAUCCCCAUUAUUAUGGCUAUGGCUUCUGUAAAAGCCAGUCAAUAUGCGGCUAAAGUAUUUAGGUUUAUACCUCUUUAUAUUUUGAGGUUACUGUGGAUUCUAAUUGUGGAAUAAGGCCGGGGCAUAAAUAUUGUUUUCUUUUUUUGGGUGGAGGUUGGGGUUA
Molecule: messenger RNA, 1089 nt
Organism: Cornus florida
Lineage: Eukaryota; Viridiplantae; Streptophyta; Magnoliopsida; Cornales; Cornaceae
Product: NAC domain-containing protein 54-like
Exons: 3
Coding region: 62-787 (241 amino acids)
Biological process (GO): regulation of DNA-templated transcription
Molecular function (GO): DNA binding
Source: RefSeq, a predicted model, not a curated record